This is a messenger RNA of Astyanax mexicanus (Mexican tetra), 6146 nucleotides long. It is a transcript of the gene prkx, whose product is annotated as protein kinase X-linked. Lineage: Eukaryota; Metazoa; Chordata; Actinopteri; Characiformes; Acestrorhamphidae. Gene Ontology annotation, molecular function: protein serine/threonine kinase activity; ATP binding. Bases 633 to 1715 code for a protein of 360 amino acids. Gene Ontology annotation, biological process: protein phosphorylation. The transcript has 8 exons. The record is from RefSeq and is a predicted model, not a curated record.
GGUCCGCUUCCUCGCCGCGGAGCGAGCCGUUUUGAGGGAGGCGGACGAAAGAUACCGGGUUCGGGUUUCGGUUUGGGGGAAGGAACAGGGGAAGUAAAUAAUUUAAAUGUAUUGAAUAACUCGGAAAGUACGACAGGGAGCGACAGCUGUCGGGGAAGAGUGGAAAAAGGGCUUUUUGAGGCGGAAAUUGUUAAGUUUUUGAGGGUUUUGUGAGCUGCAGCUCCUCCAGUUCUCCUGGCUUUUGUUGACUGUUUAAAUUGUCUGGCUAGUUAAACUCUGGCUAACUAGCUAACUUACAGCUAACUAGGUUAACUGACAGCAGCAGAAACGAUGGAGAUAAGAGAUAAACUGGGUGAAAUGUAGUUUAAAUGGUUGUUUUAAUAUCAUGUUGUGCCGUUGGGACGCUUUCACUCAGGUCCGCGUCAACAAAGCAGCCGGUUAUUUAACGUUAGCUGAUUUUAACCGACAACAUCCAGCUGCUGUUGAAUCAAUAACUAGCUAACCUUGGCUAACUAGCUUAGCUAGCGAUAAGCUAGUGUCUGUCAUAUCCUUCAUAUCAUACCUAGCGCUAAUAAAGGUCGUUAUCUGCCGGUAGUAGUAUAGUAUUAGCUCCCCAAACCCACAGCUGGAAGAUGGCAACAACAAAAGCCAAGGCUGGACUGAACAAUGAAGGCAGUCCUUAUCGGGAGACGAGCCGGACAGAAGCGGGCAGUCCGGGGUUAUCAGCGGGAGGAGCAGCGCCCUUACCCGGGGCCAACAGUAGGACUUACUCCCUGGAGGACUUUGACACCGUGGCUACUGUUGGUACAGGAACAUUCGGCAGGGUUUUCCUGGUGAAGGACAAGAAGACGAGAGGGUUCUUUGCCCUGAAAGCCAUGAAGAUCCCUGAUGUGAUCCGAUUAAAGCAGGAGCAGCACGUCCAUAAUGAGAAGGAGGUUCUGACGGAGGUGAACCAUCCCUUCCUCAUCACACUGUUUUGGACUCACCAUGAUGAGCGUUUCCUCUACAUGCUAAUGGACUACGUACCAGGUGGCGAGCUGUUCAGCUACCUGCGCAGCCGCGGCCGCUUCAGCAACAACACAGGCCUCUUCUACUCUGCAGAGAUAGUGUGUGCCAUCGAGUAUCUGCACUCUAAAGAGAUCGUCUACAGGGACCUGAAACCUGAGAACAUUCUGCUGGACGGUGAAGGACACAUCCGUCUCACAGACUUCGGCUUCGCUAAGAAACUCUCAGAUCGGACGUGGACUCUCUGUGGAACUCCUGAAUACUUGGCCCCAGAAGUCAUCCAGAGUAAAGGUCACGGUCGGGCAGUGGACUGGUGGGCUCUGGGUGUCCUUAUCUUCGAGAUGCUUGCUGGGUACCCGCCGUUUUUCGAUGACAACCCCUUUGGCAUCUAUCAGAAAAUCCUGGCAGGAAAGCUGGAGUUUCCACGGCAUCUGGAUUUCUAUGUAAAGGAUCUCAUCAAGAAAUUUCUGGUGAUUGACCGGGCAAGAAGACUUGGUAACAUGAAGAAUGGAGCAGAUGACGUCAAAAAGCACAGGUGGUUCAAGUCCAUAGACUGGGAGGCAGUUCCGAAUAGAAGACUGAAGCCACCCAUAGUUCCGAAAGUGUCUCACGAAGGUGACACGUCUAACUUCGACGCCUACCCUGAAGACGAGUGGAAGAAGGAAACGCCGGUGCCGCAAAAGGAUCUAGAACUGUUCAAGAACUUCUGAAUGGAGUUUUUAAGUGGAAAAUGAAAUGAAAGCAAGAAAGAAAGAAAGAAAAGUCUGUAUUUUCAAACAGGGCGCUGAGAAUUUACUCAUUCCUGAACGGAGUCCAGAAUGAUGUAAAUCUGCCCUUGUCUCGCUUCUGCGUGGACUGAUGUCAUUGAGAGACAGAUUGAGGAUCAUGAUUGACCUCAUAAACCAUCAUCAUGAAGAGCUAAUGCAUAGAGAAGAAAAAGAAAUCUUCAUUCCCUUUACUUCUGUUACUCUGGGCCUACUUUUCUUAUGCAAAAAAAAACAUACAGGACAAUGGAUUCUGCACCAAAAAUGACUUAUUUUUCUUUAAAGUAAGCGUGUUUGCAAUAUCAUGGGCGAUUUUAAUGCUUCCUUUCGCUGGAUCAGUACAACAUCACUGAUUACCUCAAGAAAAAGUGGUAUUAUUUUCUACUUGGGUGCCCACGAGACUUUAAUAUUCUUAUGUUUGUAUGUUUUUAUAUUGUUACAAAGCCAGGAGCACACUACAAGCCAGUAGACUCUGGUGGAGUUUUAUUUAUAUAAACAGUAUAAGCUGUAUCUGUCUGGGUUUAAAAUGUUAGGACAUAGGCGGCAUUUUUCUGUGAAGUUACAAAGUUACAUAGUGAUAGAUGCCUCCAUUGUCUUAAUCUAAAAAAAGCCAGAGAAAGCAGAGCAUUACAUUUUUUUUAUUUCAUUUUAUUUUUUAUUAUAUAUAUAGUUUUAUGUUUUAAUUUUUGGUCUGAGACUGUUAAUUACAGGUACGGAUAAACCUCAGACAGCUUUGUAUGGUUGAUGAAUCAUAAAUUACAAACUACAGAAGUACUUCAAACAAAUCUAUUGUUGGCAUUUAGACAUAUUGUCCAGAAUUUAGGACUUUAAAAGAUGAAGUUUUCAUACCUGUAGUUUGUUUUGUCUGGGCUGAAUCAGUUAACGAGUUUGAAAACGUAAAGGUUUUUUUUUUUUUUUUUUUUUUUCGGUAAAAAUGAAACAAACCAUGUGAGACCUGUCUGAGGGGGCUUGAGCAAAAAAGUAAAUACAGGAAAAAUGUCCUGUUUUCUGGAUUUUUGCACAUUUAUGUGCAAUUUAACAGAAAUCGAGCAAAAACCAAGAUGACUCUAAUAUACCAGAUUAAACUACAUCUGCAGAAGGUAGUUUAGCUCAGACUUGUGUAGUAAGAUUGGAUUCUAUUUCAAUCUCAAGUGAACCACAAGUUUAUUGAGCUGUUUGCAGUUGUUUUGAUCCACAUUCAACUGCAAAUAAAACUGUAUUCAGACCUGCCCAAACAGAUCAUCGCAUCAAGAGUGAAAACGAACCAGUAUCAAGAAUUUAACUGUAUUUAAAGAUGCAGGAGUUCUCAGACUAAAGCCCUAUCUGGACGGGAUUAGUUUUUCAGGGGUUUUUACUCCCAUCCGGAACGACCAUGUACGUGUUUUUCUCAGAAAAUCACCAUCUGAGAAAAUUACAGGCUGAAUUACCUACUGCUUUUCACUGAACUCCGUGGUCCUCUGGUAAUUUUAGUCCUGUCCAGACGCAAAUCUCUGAGUUUCAUCACCUCGUGUUUAAUAAAAAAGCUAUUUGUCCACUGCUGUGCACCGUAAUUACACCUUGGGCAUGUGUUUCCAAGGAGAUCCACCGGAUGGUCCUCCGGGUGCAAGAGUUUUAUCACUGAGUAGAAGUGUGAAAUGUUUUUUCACAGGCGCCCCCCUGAGAAACUAAUCCCAUCGGGAUAGGGUUAAAGAUACCGAUACUAUGACUUGAGAAAUCUUGGACAUCAGCAGCCGAAGUCAGAGAAAAAGCAGGAUUGUCUUUGACACUUUCGUCUGGCUGAAUAGAUAGAUGGUGCUCUAUCCCCUCAUCACUACUAGUGGGAUUCUGACCACCAGCACAGGCAUCUGGGCAUUCAGAGCUUUCCUCAGAGUUUAUUGGCUGUCUACUGAUGCUGUCUACUGAUUGGCUGACUUCACAUGUAUCGGAGGAGGCAUACAUCUGUCCGUAAAUUCGGGGGCAUUACAAAAGAUAUGGAGUCCCAAUAAGGUGUGAAAAUGUUCUGAUAUAAAUUUCCAAUAAUAUCUCACGUCAUGGUGCUUAAAGAUCAACCAUAAGCUUGAGCACAAGCUUUGUUUACCUUAAGGUUUACUGAACCCUUACUUUUACGCUUUCUAACCUUCUUAUGAUGAAGGCGUGUCCUGAUCAUGUCAUUACUUGUAAAUAACCCUUCGAAUCAACCUCGAGUGCAUGGCGUAAAAAAUGCGUAAAAAUUGAAACUGAAAAUGUAACUUUUAGCACUUGCCUGAGGUGGCCUUAUUUUAGGAUGUGUGAAUCGUCUUUAUAGACUAAAACUAAACAGCGCUGGUGUGUUUUACAGCAUUCGGUGCAUUUGUAAAGUUUUAGAGGACUAUUACAGAAUAUAAAUGAGCUUGUCGUAGAGUUUAAAAGGUUGUUGUUUGAAAGGUGUAACUACUGUGUAUGUGUCUGAAUCAGAUUCUUCGUUUUUGAAGUUGUAAUAAGGAGAUGAAUUUCAACUGCAAAACAAAUGUAAAUAGUUUAGAUUAUGGAUAAGUAAUGGUGGGAUCAUGCGACACUAAUUUAGCUUAAUUAAUUUAACCUAAUUAAAUGUUUGUGACGAAUGAGCCACGAAGUUUGUACGUUGACUUUAAAUUUAAAGGAGAACUCCGGUGUGAAAUGGACUUGGGGUUUAGUGAAACUUGAUAAAAAGUACAAACUUUUGUCGAAUUGCCCACCUUCGUUCUCCCCCAGCAUUAAUAUAUAUUGAUUAAUAUUGAUUAAUAUAUAUAUAUAUAUAUAUAUAUAUAUAUAUAUACAGGCUUACAAUGUUAGCGAUAGGGGCAUAAUAAGUAGCCAAUGCAAAGAAAUGGCUUUUUAACACCAUUAACAAACUCAAACUCAAGACCGCUAGAGCCAAGUCCAAAUCAAGACCAAGGCUUUUUAGUAGUUUAGUCCUAUACAAGAUCGAGGUUUGGAAAAAAAAAAAAAGAGAUAGAGACCAGAUUAAGAUGUAAAAAUAAAAACAUUUAAGUAUCUUCUCUAUCAAAAUUAUGCUUAAUUUGCGUCUUUUCCAAGUAAAAAAAAAAAAACAAUUACAAUUUGCCAUUAAACAGCUGGUCACUAAGGUUAGUUAGCUGGCAGCUAAGAUUAGCUCCUCACUAACUUUAGUUCUCUCCCUGGUAACAAUAGUAUUUAAGCUAGCUUGUCGCUAAGGUUAGCGAGCUCAGCGCUAAGGUUAGCUAGCUCGUCGCUAAGGUUAGCUAGCUCGUCGCUAAGGUUAGCUAGCUCGUCGCUAAGGUUAGCUAGCUCGUCGCUAAGGUUAGUGAGCUCAUUGCUAAGGUUAGCUAGCUCAUCGCUAAGGUUAGCUAGCUCAUCUCUAAGGUUAGCGAGCUCAUCGCUAAGGUUAGCUAGCUCGUCACUAAGGUUAGCAAGCUCAUCGCUAAGGUUAGCUAGCUCAUCGUUACAAAGAGCUAGCUCGUCACUAAGGUUAGCGAGCUCAUCGCUAAGGUUAGCUAGCUCAUCGUUACGAUUAGCUAGCUCAUCACUAAGGUUAGCUAGCUCGUCGCUAAGCUUAGCUAGCUUCUCGCAAGCUUUAGUACUCUUCCCGGUAACAUUUGUGUGUUAGCUAGCUUGUUGCUAAGGUUAGCAAGCAAGUCCUGCAUACAAAUUCACGAUGAUUCACAUAACCAAAGAGUAUAACUCAAGCGAGCUGGUGAAAAAGAGCACAUUUAAAUAUUUAUUCAAAAUAAAAAGUGCGUUGAUUGAUUGGAUACUGAAAGAAAGUGGGAGGAGCUUGUUUUUUCGCUGUAGUGUGCACUGUAUGGUUAUCAAUAACUUGGUGCUGACCACACAUCCUUUGCUCAUCUUUUCCAAGAUAAAAAAAGCAGAACUUUUCACCAAAGAUGACCCGUCUCUCCAUAACAGUCUGGCACAACUACCCACCAAGUUUCAUUCCUAUUGGUUAAUUUCUACUGGGUGCAACUAGCAUUUGAUGUCCAACGCAAGACAAAUCCAGCAGUCUGGGGGAAAAGAGUAAAAGUGUACUUUUAAAGAUAAAAACAAAGCCUUGAUCGAAGCUUCUGAAGAAAACUUUGCACUGUCAGUUUCAGAAGUGUAGCAAUAUGAGGCAAAACAGCUCAAAUACGUCAUCGAAAAUGCUGGAAAAUAGUGCUUCCCAUGCACAUAUGGAGACAAUUAAUGACCUCUCUUGCACGGCUUAGGCGACGCAGACGCUGAUGCUGACUUUCUGCAAAACGUCGACCAUUCUCAGCCUCUUUUUCUAAAGGCUCAUGAGGCAAAUUUAGUAUGUAAUUUGUGUUUUAUGUUUUUAAGAAGCAAUUUUUGUCUUGUACCAAACAGUCCCAUGUAAAUGUUGGGCUGGGCUGCUGGGAAAAUAACAUUUUUUUUUUUUUUUUUUUU